ACCUCACCAUGUUCGUGAUUUGCGACAAAUAUAAAAAACGGUCCGAACUUGGCGAUCCCUCGGAUCUCACAUGCAACCCGUCCUAAAAUGGUUUAGUCGAAGAGCCUUUCCGACCUCACCAAAGGUCGUCAAUUCCUAGAUACAUAAAAACAUCAUACAAUAGCCAUGGCGUCCGCAUUACGACUGACGACGCUACGCCACGCCCUCCGCCAGCCAUCGCGCACACAAUCCCUCGUCUACCAGCGACGAUGGGCACAGGUUCAAGAUGUCCGAUUCCUCGCAACCCAUCACUCGGAGGAUCGCAUCCUCGCAAAGUACAAAGAGAAGCUUGAGUCCAAAGCGAAAGAGGCGGGAUUGAAGGACGUUUCAGAGCUCAAGGAUGCCUACAAAGACAAGAUCAGUGAUCUGCGCAAACAGGCUGCAGUUCCAGGCGCAACUGCACCUUUGACGCCUCCGCCGUCUCCAUCAUCAACGUCAUCAUCACCACCCUCGCCCUCCAGUGCUUCAUCGCCCUGGCCGUCACCACCACCGCCCCCGAAACCACAGUCCGACUCUGCCGCUCCGGCCCCUCCUCCAGGCGUCAAGACCCUCAACUCGUUUCUCGACAUCGACAAAGUCUCAACUCUGCCGGAGAAAGAGAUCCAAGCCCUCUGGCGUCUCCGCCACGCCAACAACGAACAAUCGAUACAUUUCGAUCUGCCAGCAUCCACCUUCCAAACCCUCUUGACAACCGCGAAGAAGCACCCCUCCUUCGUCCUCCCACUGCCCCGUCAGGUCCCAACCGAUGAUGCUGCCGCUGCCGACCAAGGCGCAACGAGCCAAGCCGCCGAACUUCACUACCUCCAAUUCACACACCCCCACAAAGACACCACAACACUCCUCUUCACCUCCCUCGCCGAGUUCAAACUGAGGGGCGAGUUCGCGAGCCCGCACACCACCAUCACAUUCCACUCCGAGCUGGCGAACAGCCACCAGCUCGUCCUGGGCCAGGGACUCGUCGUCGAGGGCAGAGGCGUCACGGUUGACGAGGCCCGCUGGUUGAUCAUGUGCAUGCAAAAGUUCUACGUCGUGAACGAGGAGGGCCGGAACAGAGGGGAGCUACUUGACAUGUUCACCCGUGGUGAUGGGGGCUUCAAGGUCGAGCGUCUGUUGGAGGAAGCGGAGAAGAUUCUGUGAUUUCUGUUAUAGAUAAUACAUGGAAUGGAAGACGGAAAGACAGAAGAAAGAAAAUUGGAUGUACAUCAUGUAACUACUGUAUGAAUAAUGCAUAAAGAAAGACGACGAAUUAGUGUCAUAUACACGCUCACUUAGAAAUUUCACUCAUGAGCGGGACAACACCUACAAUCCGUGAUUCAAGUAU
Messenger RNA from Aaosphaeria arxii CBS 175.79, 1360 nucleotides. RefSeq names its product ATP11-domain-containing protein. Gene Ontology annotation, cellular component: mitochondrion. NCBI's taxonomy places the organism in Eukaryota, Fungi, Ascomycota, Dothideomycetes, Pleosporales. Bases 166 to 1176 code for a protein of 336 amino acids. Gene Ontology annotation, biological process: mitochondrial proton-transporting ATP synthase complex assembly. The transcript has a single exon. The record is from RefSeq and is a predicted model, not a curated record.